This is a messenger RNA of Purpureocillium takamizusanense, 1316 nucleotides long. RefSeq lists its product as uncharacterized. The transcript has 4 exons. Bases 292 to 960 code for a protein of 222 amino acids. The record is from RefSeq and is a predicted model, not a curated record. Lineage: Eukaryota; Fungi; Ascomycota; Sordariomycetes; Hypocreales; Ophiocordycipitaceae.
CGAGGUUACGUAGUGGAGCACCUACGGUCGAGUCUUGUCAGGUGCUCGGGGCCUCGUCCAUCCACUGAUAUUCGAUCCAGGAUUCCACCUCAUGGUCCCAUCCGGUCCGCCAGCCAACCUCAUACCAUCUUCAUCUCAUCAUCGCGAACCAUUAUCCGGCCUUAUAGGCGGUGAGAGCUCACGGUAAGGCAGCGCGGCUGCUGUGUCAUCUCUCCUGCCUGUUGUUCGCGCGCACAGCCGCAGUCACAGCUAAAGGCGUUCUCCUCUGCAUACGGUGACGACAACCCAGCCAUGGGCAACGGCCCGCCGGAUGAGCCUCAACCCGGCUCAUCGGCCGUGCGCACGAGGCAGAGGCCCGGCGCGCUUCCUCGAGAGGUGAUGGAGCUGCUCGUACCGCCCGUCAAAGUGGGCGCCUGGACCGGUGCCGUGGGAGUCUUGGCCGGCGUGGGAGGAGCAAUUGCAAGAGACACGAACCCCUUUGCCAGCGGCAUCUUAUCCGGGGCCCAGUGGUUUACGCUGGGAACGAGCUACUGGUUCACGAGGACGGUGGCGAUACGGGCGCUCGGCGGCGACGACCACGUUGGGCCAGCCGACAGGAUCAAGGCGAGCGCCAUUGCCGGCUCCGCCACCGGCGCAGUGGCUGGGCUUAUGAGAGGGCCGCCCAAGAUCUUGCCGGGCAUAGUACUUUGGGGCCUCGUUGGAGCUGGUGGGCAGCUCGUCGCCAACCGCAUGGCCGCAAAGGAGUCACAGCCGCGGGGCGACUCGAGCGGCUGGGCGUGGAGUCCGCUAAAGAAGCUGACUGAUGAGCAAUACAUUGACAUGAUGGGCGAGAAGAUUCUCAAGGUCGAGGUGGACAUUGCCCUCAUCAACGACCGCAUUGCGGAGCUCAGGGCACAGGCCGCAGAGAAGACGCCAAGAGCAAAGGAGUCAGAGAGCGGACAUGGCGGCAGAGGAGUGUGAGACCGCAAUGUAGGAUAUCAGUGUUUGAUUCAGACGGACGCAUGACGCGAAGGUGGUGUACAGAGCAUGGGACACGGCGCACUUGGUUUAGACGGCGUGGUGUUCAAGAAAGAAUAUGAUACCCAGGGCGUCCGAAUUCCAUGGGGCUUGUGGCAUUGGCGUUGGUCGUGAGUGGUUGACGUGGGGGAACUGUGGUCGGACAGACGAGCGGCGGCUUCGAUUCCAAUGCAACAUCUGGCGUAACACGAGUGAGACGCAGCGGUGUGCUGAUGACUGGCUAGAUGUAGCAUAGCAGCUACGGUCAUCGGAUGGGUGCGUGCUAAAUUAUGCGAGCACUAUGAAUCCCCGGUCGAGCG